AUGUGUGUGUGUUCCAAGGUGUCCAUCAGUCUAAAGGAGUGACUGAGGACUAACUGUGAUGUGUGUAUGUGUUCCAGGGUGUCCAUGAGUCUAAAGGAGUGACUGAGGACUAACUGUGAUGUGUGUAUGUGUUCCAGGGUUGGUCUUGUCCUGAGUGCCAAGGAGGACUGAGGAUAACUGUGAUGUGUGUGUGUUGUUCCAAGGUGCGUCCAUCAGUCUAAAGGAAGUGACUGAGGACAACAACGUGAGGUGUGUAUUGUGUUUCCCGGGUUUUUGCCAUGAGUCUAAAGGAGUGACUGAGGACUACCUGCGUCUGGAAGCUUUGGUUCAGAAGGUGGUGUCUCCCUACCUGGGAACCCACGGCCUCUACUCCAACGACGGAUCCUCAAUGCACUACUCCUCCUGCGUACUGGGUAGUUAGACUAAUACUCAUACAGCUAAAUGAUUUAGAUUUCAUCAUGCAUGAUUUGUACUCUCCAUUCACAGCUGUUCAACUGAUGUGUUGUUAGUUUCCUGUGUAAUACUGAUGUGUUGUUAGUUUCCUGUGUAGUAAUUAGGAUGUGUUGUUUGAUUUUCCGGUAAUACUGAUGUGUUGUUAGUUUCCUGUUUGUAAUACUGAUGUGUUGUUAGUUUCCUGUGUAAUACUGAUGUGUUGUUAGUUUCCUGUGUAAUACUGAUGUGUUGUUAGUUUCCUGUGUAAUACUGAUGUGUUGUUAGUUUCCUGUGUAAUACUGAUGUGUUGUUAGUUUCCUGUGUAAUACUGAUGUGUUGUUAGUUUCCUGUGUAAUACUGAUGUGUUGUUAGUUCCUGUGUAAUACUGAUGUGUUGUUAGUUUCCUGUAUAAUACUGAUCUGUUGUUAGUUUCCUGUGUAAUACUGAUGUGUGGUAGGUUCUGUUGUUAAUGACUGAUGUGUUGUUCGUUUCCUGUAUAAUACUGAUCUGUUGUUAGUUUCCUGUGUAAUACUGAUCUGUUGUUAGUUUGGAACUUCUGUCUUGUUUUCACCUCUCCCUCCCUCUCUUCUCCCUGCAUCUCACCACUUCUUUCUAUCCUUCACUCAUCUCUCUUCUACCCUCCUCCCAUCCCCUCUCCAGAAAAACGUCUGCAGCGGCGGUGGCUCAAGCCAGGCGACGCCCCCUCAAAGAACCUGGUGGUCCGCUCCAAGUCCUACAAUGUGCCCAUGUUGACACCUGUGGUGGAGUAUGAUGCCGAGACAGGCUCCGUGAGCAGCAUGGGCAUCCGCCGCCAUUCCAUAUGCGAGAUGACUUCCUGUCUGGAAGAAGGCGCAACCAAGACCGACCAUCACCACAGUUCUCCUGGACAUCCGCGGCCCAGCCGGGCAUAUAAUCCUGGAGCAGGAGCUCAGCCUGACAGCGGUGGGAGGUGGUGGAAGUCUGGAUCUCUGUGGGUCUGUGGGGUCUGGGUCUUUGGGGUCCCCACCUGUUUUAAGUUAAGAAAGUGUUCUGCAAGGAAUGAAUUAUGGGUUUGCAUCCCAAAUGGCACCUUAUUCCUUACGUAGUGCACUACUUUUUAACAGGACCCAUAGAGGUCUGGUCAAAAGUAGUGCACUAUAUAGGGAACAGGUAUUGGUAUGCAGCCAUGAUGAAAUCUAAACUGUUGUUUUGCUCAUAUGAUGUAUGUAUGUAUGGUUUGACAACGAUGA
Molecule: messenger RNA, 1661 nt
Organism: Coregonus sp. 'balchen'
Lineage: Eukaryota; Metazoa; Chordata; Actinopteri; Salmoniformes; Salmonidae
Source: the annotation of a GenBank genome assembly